Molecule: messenger RNA, 2443 nt
Organism: Ornithorhynchus anatinus (platypus)
Lineage: Eukaryota; Metazoa; Chordata; Mammalia; Monotremata; Ornithorhynchidae
Product: nuclear body protein SP140-like
Exons: 18
Coding region: 447-2195 (582 amino acids)
Biological process (GO): regulation of transcription by RNA polymerase II
Cellular component (GO): nucleus
Molecular function (GO): protein binding; DNA-binding transcription factor activity, RNA polymerase II-specific; DNA binding
Source: RefSeq, a predicted model, not a curated record
CUCAUUGGAAACUUUUUUAUUCUUUCGAUUUUCCGGAAGACGUUACCGAAAUGGAGGGAGUUUUAAAAGUUUGUCAGGUAAAAUCACCUUACUUCGGGUCUUACGGUAUUUGGCACAUGGAGUUGUUUUUUCAAGCAGAAUCAAGUUAAACCACAACCACAAGAAUAGCAGUGGAGCUGACUUUUUCGUGCCAUUCAUUUUUGCUAGAACUCCUGAGUCUGAGCUACUCUGGAAGAGGAACCAAGAAUAUGCCAGGAAUUUGAAAGUUCCGCUUGACUCCGAAGAGAGACCCAAAGGCAAAGGAGCAUUUCCCGCCCUCCGACUGAUUCCCUCCUUACUUUCAGGAAGUACUUUCGGUUUCAUUUCUAAGAAACAGUGUCAAGCCUGUGAGACAUUCAGACGGAGCCGCGUUCAGCGGGCCGCCAGGUAACACAACCGGAGGCAGGAUGGACCCCAAGUUAGAGAAACAACUUUUAAUCAAGUUCAGGGAGAAGAAGCUGGCUAUAUCGGAUGCCGUGAACAAGCUCUUUCCCUUCAUCUACAGCCUGAGGGACCAAGCGCUAAUCAGCAAUAGGAUGCUGCAGCACUACAAAAAUGAAUCGGUGCCCAUGAAGGAGAGAAUAUAUAAUGUGCUUGAAAAACUGGAGAAGAACUUCAACAAGAAGGUCUUGAAAGUUCUGUUCAGCAGGAACAAUGUGAAGGAAUACCCAGAUCUGAAACGGAUCCGCAGGACCUUUGAAGACGUGCUUAGUGAAGACUCUUCUCCGGAGAGAAGUGACUCAGAGAGACCGGCGAAAAUCAGCAAUGUACGCAGCUCUCCUCAAGAUACCCGCAGAGUUGAAAAUCCACUUUUGAGGAGAAAAAAACUCCGUAAAACACUCCUGAUAAACUCUAUUAGGCGAAGGGGUUUGAGGAAACAGAAUUUACGAACAACUCUGAAAAGGCCCACUCUGAGAAAAAGUGCCAGACAGUCCCAAAGUCAAUCUGUGGAUUUUCGCUCACCUCAACUUCCUGUGACUUGCUCUAAGGCUAGUGGGACCUUAUACCAGGAGAAAAUGAAAAAAGGGAGUUUGGAGAAAUGUAUAAUGGAUGCUAACGGGAACUGGUUGACGCUAAGGGAAUUUGAAAUCAAAGGAAAGCGUGAGCACUUCAAGAACUGGAGGAAGAGCAUUUCUUGUGGUGGGCAUACGCUGGAAUGGCUACAGAAGGAGCGAUUAAUUCCCAAGCCUCCAACACAAUACAGGAGAAGGAAGAGGGUGGUACGGAAGAAGUUGCCUUUGAAGGAGUCCCAGAGACCUGCUCCUGGGGCAGGAAGGGAGGAAUCGGGAGCAACAGCAGGCCUCCCAGCUUACCUGAAACCCCUCGCCGAUGUAAACUCCUUUCUGGUAACAUGUGGAGAGGUCGUGGGAAACUUAUACAAGAAUCGCUUCGCCUCAGGAAGUCGGGGAAAAUGCAUCCGAACGGACAAGCACUGGUUCACCCCAGAGGAAUUUCUGAACUCAGCUGACAAAAUUGAUUUUCUGUCUUGGUUCAAGGAAAUCCGGGCCUCAGACAUCCCCCUGCAAACCCUGAUUGAGAAAAAAAUUCUGCGACUUCACACCAACCAGUGCAGGUGUCUCCUCUGCACGGAGGGUACCCCUCAUCCUGAAAACGAUGACGAGUGUGCCGUCUGUAGGAAUGGGGGGAUGCUGAUCUGCUGUGACUCGUGUCCCAAUUCAUUUCACGAAGACUGCCACAUCCCUAAGGCUCUCUCCAGUAGCCCAGAAUGGAUCUGCACCUAUUGCCGAAUGGAGAAAGCUGAGAAGAGAUGUCCACCAAACGUGGCGCGUCAUCCAGAGUUGCAGGUCCUAAAGAUGAAGAUGCUUCCGGAAGAACUCUUGAAAUGUGAGUUUCUUCUCUUGAAGAUCUUUUGCCUCUAUGACAGUAAGAUUUUUAUCGAGGAUCCAGAACGGAUUAAAGACUACUACCAGCAUAUCAAGGAGCCUAUGUGGUUGAAUCUGAUAAAGGAAAGGCUGCACCAGGGGAUGUACAAUACAAUAGAGGGUUUUGUGCUUGAUAUGCGUCUAAUCUUUAAGAACUGUUGGAAAUUUAACAAGAACAACAAGUUUGGCCAAAUGGGAAUUAAACUGAAGAAGGUAUUUGAGAAGAAUUUCAAACAAGUGUUUUCUAUACAGGAAAUAGAAGAGGCCUGCUAACUGGCUUUUCUCUUGUCUGCAUUCUGGUCAGCCUCAACAGUGUUACACUGAUUUUUGUGCACUUUUGUCAUUUAAGUGUCAGGUUGGGGCUCUCAUAGUGCCUACAUUUCUGCCUUGGAAUAUAAUCAGCUAUAAUCAGCUUCGCCCUGGUUGGGAAAGGGGGUGGGAGGGGACACAUAUCCAUCUAGGCUAAAAAUCACUUUGUAAUUCUUUUUGUAUAUUUUACAAAUAACAUUUUAAGCUCCGUA